AUGGCGGCGUGUGGACGUGUACUGAGGAUGUUCCGCUUGGCGGCGGCGCUGCCGCUGCUGCUGCUCGCGGCGGCCGGCGAGCAGAAAAUCCAGGGCCUGGGCGGCCACGGCCAGGGCCCGGGCCCGGGGGGCAACCUUCUUCCCCUCGGGGCGCAGCCGGGAGGCGGCGUGCUGCCGGGUCAGCUCCUGCUGCCUCAGUCAUCUCAGUUGCAGCAGCAGCAGCAGCAGCCGCCUCAGCAGCAGCAGCCGCCUCAGCAGCAGCAGCAGCCGCCGUUCCCCGCGGGCGGGUCUCCGGUCCGGCGGGGCGGAGCAGGGCCCGGCGGGGCUGGCGGGGGCUGGAAGCUGGCGGAGGAAGAGUCCUGCCGGGAGGACGUGAGCCGCGUGUGUCCCAAACACACCUGGAGCAACAACCUGGCGGUGCUGGAGUGCCUACAGGACGUGCGAGAGCCUGAAAAUGAAAUUUCUUCAGACUGCAAUCAUUUGUUAUGGAAUUAUAAGCUGAACCUAACUACAGAUCCAAAAUUUGAAUCUGUGGCCAGAGAAGUUUGCAAAUCUACAAUAUCAGAGAUCAAGGAGUGUGCCGAUGAGCCAGUUGGGAAAGGCUACUUGGUCUCCUGCUUGGUGGAUCACCGAGGCAACAUCACCGACUACCAGUGCCACCAGUACGUCACCAAGAUGACGGCCAUCAUUUUCAGUGACUACCGGCUCAUCUGCGGCUUCAUGGACGACUGUAAAAACGACAUCAACGUGCUGAAGUGUGGGAGCGUUCGGCUUGGAGAAAAGGACGCACAUUCACAGGGCGAGGUGGUAUCAUGCUUGGAGAAAGGCCUGGUGAAGGAAGCGGAAGAACGAGACCCUAAGAUCCAAGUCUCUGAACUCUGCAAGAAAGCCAUUCUCCGGGUGGCUGAGCUGUCCUCAGACGACUUUCACUUAGACCGGCAUUUGUAUUUUGCCUGCCGAGAUGAUCGGGAACGUUUUUGUGAAAAUACACAAGCUGGUGAAGGCAGAGUAUAUAAGUGCCUCUUUAACCAUAAAUUUGAAGAGUCCAUGAGUGAAAAAUGUCGAGAAGCACUAACAACCCGCCAGAAGCUGAUUGCCCAGGAUUAUAAAGUCAGUUAUUCACUGGCCAAAUCCUGUAAGAGUGACUUGAAGAAAUACCGGUGCAACGUGGAAAACCUUCCCCGGUCCCGGGAAGCCAGGCUCUCCUACCUUCUGAUGUGUCUGGAGUCAGCUGUGCAUAGAGGGCGACAGGUGAGCAGCGAGUGCCAGGGGGAGAUGUUAGAUUACCGCCGCAUGCUGAUGGAAGACUUCUCUCUGAGCCCCGAGAUCAUCCUGAGCUGUCGAGGGGAGAUUGAGCACCACUGCUCUGGAUUGCAUCGGAAAGGGCGAACCCUGCACUGUCUGAUGAAAGUGGUUCGGGGGGAGAAAGGGAACCUUGGAAUGAACUGCCAGCAAGCGCUUCAAACACUGAUUCAGGAGACUGACCCUGGUGCAGAUUACCGCAUUGAUAGAGCUUUGAAUGAAGCUUGUGAAUCUGUAAUACAGACAGCCUGCAAACACAUAAGAUCCGGAGACCCAAUGAUCCUCUCGUGCCUGAUGGAACAUUUAUACACAGAGAAAAUGGUGGAAGAUUGUGAACACCGUCUCUUAGAGCUGCAGUAUUUCAUCUCCCGAGACUGGAAGCUGGACCCUGUCCUGUACCGCAAAUGCCAGGGAGACGCGUCGCGUCUUUGCCACACCCACGGCUGGAAUGAGACCAGUGAGCUUAUGCCCCCUGGAGCUGUGUUCUCCUGCUUGUACCGCCACGCCUACCGCACUGAGGAGCAGGGCAGGAGGCUCUCACGGGAAUGCCGAGCUGAAGUCCAGAGGAUCCUUCACCAGCGUGCCAUGGAUGUUAAGUUGGAUCCCGCCCUCCAAGACAAGUGCUUGAUUGAUCUGGGAAAGUGGUGCAGUGAAAAAACAGAGGCUGGACAGGAGCUUGAAUGCCUCCAGGAUCAUCUCGAUGACUUAGCUGUGGAGUGCAGAGAUAUAGUCGGCAACCUCACUGAGUUAGAAUCCGAGGAUAUUCAAAUAGAAGCCUUGCUGAUGAGAGCCUGUGAGCCCAUCAUUCAGAACUUUUGCCACGAUGUGGCAGAUAACCAGAUAGACUCUGGGGACCUGAUGGAGUGUCUGAUUCAGAACAAACACCAGAAGGAUAUGAACGAGAAGUGCGCCGUCGGAGUCACCCACUUCCAGCUGGUGCAGAUGAAGGAUUUUCGGUUCUCUUACAAGUUUAAAAUGGCCUGCAAGGAGGACGUGUUGAAGCUUUGCCCCAACAUAAAGAAGAAGGUGGACGUGGUGAUCUGCCUGAGCACCACCGUGCGCAACGAUACUCUCCAGGAAGUCAAGGAACACAGGGUGUCCCUGAAGUGCCGCAAGCAGCUACGGGUGGAGGAGCUUGAGAUGACAGAGGACAUCCGCCUGGAACCAGAUCUGUAUGAAGCCUGCAAAGGUGACAUCAAGAACCACUGUUCCACUGUGCAGUAUGGAAAUGCACAGAUUAUUGAAUGUCUGAAAGAAAACAAGAAGCAGCUGAGCACUCGCUGCCACCAGAAAGUGUUUAAGCUGCAGGAGACGGAGAUGAUGGACCCAGAGCUGGACUAUACGCUCAUGAGAGUCUGCAAGCAGAUGAUAAAGAGAUUCUGUCCAGAAGCAGAUUCCAAAACUAUGUUGCAGUGCUUGAAGCAAAAUAAAAACAGUGAAUUGAUGGAUCCCAAAUGCAAACAGAUGAUUACCAAGCGCCAGAUCACCCAGAACACAGAUUACCGCUUAAACCCUGUGCUAAGGAAAGCCUGCAAAGCCGACAUCCCUAAAUUCUGUCAUGGAAUCCUGACGAAGGCCAAGGAUGAUUCAGAGUUAGAAGGUCAAGUCAUCUCUUGCCUCAAGCUGAGAUAUGCAGACCAGCGCCUCUCUUCAGACUGUGAAGACCAGAUCCGGAUUAUCAUCCAGGAGUCUGCUCUGGAUUACCGACUCGACCCCCAGCUCCAGCUGCACUGCUCGGACGAGAUUGCCAGUCUGUGUGCUGAAGAAGCAGCGGCCCAGGAGCAGACCGGCCAGGUGGAGGAGUGCCUCAAGGUCAACCUGCUCAAAAUCAAGACAGAGGGCUGUAAGAAGGAAGUGUUAAACAUGCUGAAGGAAAGCAAGGCAGACAUCUUCGUGGACCCGGUUCUUCAUACAGCUUGUGCCCUGGACAUUAAACACCACUGUGCGGCCAUCACCCCUGGCCGAGGGCGUCAAAUGUCCUGCCUUAUGGAGGCCCUGGAGGAUAAGCGGGUGAGGUUACAACCAGAGUGCAAAAAACGUCUCAAUGACCGGAUUGAAAUGUGGAGUUACGCAGCAAAGGUAGCCCCGGCGGAUGGCUUCUCUGACCUUGCUAUGCAAGUGAUGACCUCCCCGUCCAAGAACUACAUCCUGUCUGUGAUCAGCGGGAGCAUCUGCAUAUUGUUCCUGAUCGGCCUGAUGUGUGGCCGCAUCACCAAGCGCGUGACACGAGAGCUCAAGGACAGGUAGAGGUGCCUGGAGCCGCAGAGGAACUGCCCGUCUGGCGCCCCGUCUGUACAGCCCUCCUGUAUAGCGCACCCCCUCACCUCGCCCUCCUGCGCGGUGGCCCCAACACUCACGUUAGAGCAGCGUGCCCACCGCCUCGUCCGCCGCAGACUCCUCCCGCGCCCACGGUGUCCUCCUCCUCGACCACUCGUGCAGCAGCCGGCCGCUUUGGGGAUCGCCUCUGUCGGCAGACUCGGGCUUCCCUGUCCAGAGACAAGUCUCUCAUCCCGAUUGACCUACCAGUACUUCCGGAACCAACUCACCUGACCUGCAACUCAGCUGAAUUUUUUUUUUUUUUAAAAAAAAAAACACCAAAAAAGAAAUUUUUAAAGAAAGAAAAAAAAUGUAUAUAGUAACACAUCUCCUCCAGGCUUGAUUUGAGCGAUGGGGCUCUUUCUUCUGUGUGGCGGUGUACAAGGAAGGCAGGACGCUAGAGGGGAGACACACCACCCAGCACGCAGUAACCGGGAUGUCUGGCUGACCUCUCAGAAGCACCUUUGGCCCCAUCAGGGCCAUGGACUUCACCGAGUAGCGGGAAACAACUGACCAGCCCACUCUGGGUCUUGUUUUCUUCUGCUGAAACAGUGAUGCCUUCUGAUUCCUACCCGAGCAGAGCCACUGCGGGUCAGGACCCAUGGCCACGCGUCGCUCUGCCGUCUCCUCGCAUUGGUGGGCCCCCGAGGCUGAGGGCGGGUGGGUUGGAGCAGAGCCCAGGGGUGUGAGCGGCUCGUCUGUCCACUGCUCUGCAGCAGAGGCUGGGCCCUGGGGCCUGCCUUCCAGACCUGUGCAGGGCUCAUCAGCAUUUGGACUGACCCUGCUCGGGUGGCAGUGCGUCCCCAAGUCCUCUGCUGCCAGGGGAACCCGUGACCCGGGGCGAGGGGGUCAGGGCAAGAAGCAGGGUGGGGGCGGGAUUGGCUCACUUUGGUUCAUGUUUCAGGCAACAGUGCAGGCCAGAGACAGUGGCUUCUGAAGAUGUAGCCUGGUCUCAGAGAGGGAUGGCAGUCCCACCUGACCUUCGCACAGGCUCAGGGCCACCUUCCCAGACCAGCUCCUUCAUGCCUCUUCAUGCGGAGGGUGUGGAGCGUGAUUCCAGUAAAAGAUGGAGGCUUUUUCUCUGUUUCUCCUUCCUGUCCGUUGACUGCAUACCCCCACGGUAGUAGGCAUUGGCUAAAUGUUGUACUCGGAUGAUUCAUCAGUCUUUGCUGAGUCUGAGCUUUGUGGAAACAAUAUUCUUGAGCAUCCCUCGGCCCUCCAGUGUAGAGAUGACAGGCUUGGAGUAUCAAGAGGGAGGCACGCCGGCAUCACGGUUCCACCUGGGGUACCUGGGCUUGAGUUUGGGGCACGGAAUCCAGUGGCUGCACAAGAGGGCAGCGUGUACAGUAGGAGAUAUAUUUAUAUAAUAUAUAUUUUAUUAACCUGUUAGACGUCCACAAAGUAUUAUAAAUCACGUGCCUAAAACUGUCCAUAUAGACCAUGCACCCUGCCUGGCCCCGCCCCGCCUCGCCACUGCCCACAUGCGCUGUGGGCCCACCCCCCUCUGUCUUCCCCGGAUGUGUUCAGGACAAAUGGGUCAGCUGGUCCAGGUGACUCCUUGUCUCACCCUGACUGACAUAUAUUUGAAUACUGUGGUUUGCUUCUUUCUUUCUCCUUUUUGCUACCCUUCCUGGAGGCAGUGGGUUCCAGAUGCCAGCUGCAGAUGCCCCCUGCCUAGGCACCACCAGUCACCAAGGGCGGUUCCAAGCUGCCGGGCCCCCUCAGUCCUCUCUUAAGGUCUUCCUGAUUCUCAGCAGCUGUCCUGCAGGUCUUCUGUCUCAUCACACAUGAACCUCUUGGAGUUGGAGCACCACCCCUCCUUCCACCCGUGUUGCACUGAACAGAGCUACUCUGGAUGGUGCACCUCCUGGGUCUCUUCCCGUGCUCUGGGCGGGUGCUGAGAGCGAGGAGCGGGGUGGUCACAUGCACACAGGCCCCCACUGACGUGUGUGAUGUGCUUCAUAGGAUAGAAAAACUUCCCAUCUGAUGGGGGGGCUUCCAUUCUCCAUCUCUGCUGUCUCCCUCCCCACGUGUGUAAAACAUCGCCACAGCUUACUGCGUCUUGAUGCUUUUCUUCUUUCUGGACUGAGAGAUGAUCUCAGCUGUCUGCAGCGGAUUUUGAAGUGUGAAAAAGAGUUUGAUUCUUGAAACGUUUGUCACCUUGAGAAGUGAUCUGUCUGGAUAGAUAGAAGGGAUAACUACUGGUAUCUGAUCGCUUGUUGCCAGAAAGCAUUUCACCAUCCAACUUGGAGUCGUUUCCUAUGACUGAGCAGUUUCAUACAUCCAUCAGAAACCACGGCCCAGCUGCAUCCAUUCUGUACCUCAUUCAGUGUGACAGAAACAGGCUCUGAGCCACCUCUGGUCCCUGGCUUCAUAGGUCACUCUUGAGUAAAUCAGCUAGGCAAGAACUGGGCAAGAAGAAACCAUGGCCCUAGUCGGGGAGCUGACGGCCCUCAUGCUGUCUCAUCUCCUGAUGUCUAGCCCAUCCAGGAACAGUUACAUCAGCGGUGGGUACGGUUUUGGGUCAAGGCCAAGGGUCCAUGCCCUUGCCGCAGAUUACAGUAGCCAGGGCACUCAUCAGGCCUUGUCCACUCACUCGUGUUUCAGAGAUGCCGACUCACUAUCUUCACAGCAGUCCAGAGGGGCUGGGAGGUCACUUCUCUGGACUGGUGGCCCUGCAGCACAGGAAGUCAGAAAUCCGAGCAGAACGCCCAGGAUGAGGCCGACUGCUCCCCCUCACGGAGCUGCUCACUCAGAAGGUGGCUGUGGGGUGAGGUCUUGCCCUGCGUGCCCCUGGCCUUCCUCCACUAUUGCUGCUGUCCCAAGAGAAGUCUACUAGCAAGAUGCUCUGAGACAGGCUGGGUUCACUCCAGCAGGAAAGCCCCCCUCCGUAGCGUUCCCUUACACUCUGGUACCACCUACAGGCCCAGUUCUGUGACCCCAUCAGCUUGUUCUGAGCCAGUGCAUCCUUAAGAGGCAAGGGGAAUUCUAGGAUUGAGUCAGCAGGUGUUGACUGGUGUUCACUGCGGUCCUUGGCUGUCUCACAUCCUGCGCUCACUCUUCUCAGGGAUGCUUGAGAAGGAGGGAGACUGCUUUCCUAGAAGGUGUGACAGGAAAUUGCCAUCAGAUUUCAUCUCUUGCCAUUUCCUGAGGUCAGGUACCAAGAGGAACUCGUAGUGAAGAGUUGCAGCCUCCGUUUAAAUUUCAUCAGACAGGGUGCUGACUUUCCUCCCCCUUCCCAGGAGAAGAUUCACUCCUGUGUGCACCACCCCCAGGCUUGUGGGACCACUUCUGUCCCAAAGAUCCCCACUGGUGUGAGUUACCCAUGGAAGGAUUGGUUGCUUUGUGGGACCUCCUUUCUCAGCUGGUCGUAAGUUCCUCUGAGGAAAAAAACCUCUGCUUUUCCCAUUUCUUUCCCUCCCCCACCAAAAAGUAAGUUUUCUCCACAUAUCGCUUAUUCCAUGCAAGCACGUACAGGGAAGGAACCUGCAGUAGGGACCCUUAGAAGCCAUCCAACAUAGCCUGACUCAUUCAAACUAAGCUUGGGCCGUAGAAUAAAAAGAAUAGGGUUUUUUGAAUCAUGUGCAUUUUGGUGUGUUUACUUGUAUUUCCAAUUCUUAGGAAUUUGAAAAAUCUCAAAACUCCUUUUAUUUAUUCUCACCAUUUGGACAGCACCUAAGUAGUUUUAUAAAACGCAUAAUUCCAGUGCCCCGAGUUUCCCAUGGGUCUUUGGGGACACACCACUCCUGAAUCACCACUCCCCCACUGGUCUUCAGUUCACAGAGGAUCAGGGGCCGGAGCUGAUGUUCUGAUCAGUGGGUCUCUCUCUCUCAUCUUUGCUUGGUUAUCUCCAGCUAAACUCCCCUCGGUCCUCCUCUCCCCUAGGACCAGCGUCACAUGUCAGGCAGGGCAGUCGAGUUCAAGGCCCAAUCCCCCUUCAUGCCCAGACCUCAGACAAAAGAGAAGUCAUUAGCAAACCCAGUCUGACUCUUCAGAGUGAUGGGCCCGUCCACGUCAUCUAGUGAGAUCACCGAGGAGACCCAAGGGCUGUUGUUCGCUGGAGCAAAGAGGUGGGACUGUGCUCGGGCUGGUGGGGACAGGAUCCUGGCGGUGGUCUCCCCCGUCCUCCUGCCCGAGAUCCGCCACAGCGCACAGGUAGGGGUGUGGGCAGCCAUGCGGCUGAGGAGUCUCCCUGGGCAAGGAGGGAAUUCAGACAGUGCCUCUAUAUUCUGUUUUGCCUUCCCCCCAACACAGAGUUGACACCUGGACCCCAGAGCCCAGCAGGCCCUGUGCCACACACGCUUGGUGGUUUGAACAGGUUCCCUGGUCAGAGGGAGUGACUGACAGGAGGGCUGGCAGCCCGAGGCUUACUGAACGUCCUCUCCCCACGCAGUGUUUCCGGGUCAAUCCAGGCUGGAAGACAGACUGUCCAGCAAAUGCUGUGUGAGAUCUUAGGCCUUUAACUUUUUUUUUUUUUUAAGAAAGAAGGAAAAAAAGUAAAAUUAACAAGCCUCUUUUGUAAAUGGUUUUUCUUUCUAUGUAUAAAAUCCUGGCAGUUCCUUGUUUUUACAUGUUCAUGCUGUGUAAUUUUGAGAUGUUACCGAGAUUCUGAACAUAAUGUGCAUUUUUUUUCUGUACAGAUGAAAUGGGAGAAUUUAAUAAAGAGUUUGCAGGUUUUUACUUGUUAAA
Molecule: messenger RNA, 8307 nt
Organism: Dama dama (fallow deer)
Lineage: Eukaryota; Metazoa; Chordata; Mammalia; Artiodactyla; Cervidae
Gene: GLG1
Product: golgi glycoprotein 1
Exons: 26
Coding region: 1-3549 (1182 amino acids)
Cellular component (GO): Golgi membrane
Molecular function (GO): fibroblast growth factor binding
Source: RefSeq, a predicted model, not a curated record